Molecule: messenger RNA, 411 nt
Organism: Nicrophorus vespilloides
Lineage: Eukaryota; Metazoa; Arthropoda; Insecta; Coleoptera; Silphidae
Product: histone-lysine N-methyltransferase SETMAR-like
Exons: 1
Coding region: 1-411 (136 amino acids)
Molecular function (GO): nucleic acid binding
Source: RefSeq, a predicted model, not a curated record
AUGGUGAAGAAAAUCCACAAAAUAGAAUUGAAUAACGGUCGACUGAAAGUGCGCGAGCUUGCAGACAUGGUAGGCAUUUCAAAAAGUGCUAUACAUCGCUUAUUGACUGAAAAGAGAUGUCACGAUCAAGACAAUGCACCAAUUCACACGAUGACCAAAACCAAUAAGUUAAUGUUAGAAUUGCUUCCUCACUCACUCUAUUCACCAGAUUUAGCCCCCUCGGAUUAUCUUCUUUUUCCAAACUUAAAAAAAUGGCUCGAUGGUAAAAGAUUGGCCAACAAUGGAGAGGUGGAGUCUGCGGUUACUGGUUAUUUUGUAAAGCUUUACGAUUCUCAAAAACAUGGUAUCGAAGCUACAGAACAUGACCGGGAAAAGUGUAUCGAUCUAAAAGAAGACUAUGAUGAGAUAUAA